Molecule: messenger RNA, 375 nt
Organism: Beauveria bassiana ARSEF 2860
Lineage: Eukaryota; Fungi; Ascomycota; Sordariomycetes; Hypocreales; Cordycipitaceae
Product: ppic-type ppiase domain-containing protein
Exons: 4
Coding region: 1-375 (124 amino acids)
Biological process (GO): rRNA processing
Molecular function (GO): peptidyl-prolyl cis-trans isomerase activity; DNA binding
Source: RefSeq, a predicted model, not a curated record
AUGGGCAAGAAUGACAAAAAGAGCAGCGACAAAUCUGGGGGGAAAGCCAAGGGAGGCGACAAGGAGGCCGGAGGCAAGGCCAAGGGCGCGCAAUUGAUCAAUGUCCGCCACAUCUUGUGCGAAAAGCAUGGCAAAAAAGAAGAAGCGCUCGCGAAGCUCAACGAGGGCGUCAAAUUUGACGAGGUUGCGCGCAACUACUCAGAGGAUAAGGCUCGCGCGGGUGGCGCUCUUGGCUGGAAGCCCAAGGGAAGCUUUGAUCCCAAGUUUGAAGAGGUUGCUUUUGCCUUGGAGCCCAGCACGACGAAUAAUCCCAAGAUUGGCGAGGCCAAAACCGAGUUUGGCUACCACAUCAUCAUGGUUGAAGGUCGCAAAUAG